UUUAUUACUUCAAAUUUUACUCACAAAAUAAUCCUAAAUGCUCAGCUAUUAGCACAAGCGGCGCAAACACAGGGCAAAUUUAUGCUCACAAUAAAUCGUCAGAAGGGCGAAGCGGAGAGCGAGAACAAAAUAGACCGUUAUGUGAUCGAACUAAAGCGAGAAAAUGAUGGAGAACCGUUUGGGAUUGUUCCAGUGGUUGAAGAAGACACUGUAAUAGUUGGAAAAGUGACUGGCAUAGCAGCCUUUGCUGGUGUCAAGGAAAAGGACCAAAUUAAGCGAGUGAAUGGUGAAGCGGUGCAGUCUGUGGCAGAUUUUGAGCAAUUCACGCGUGGGCAGCAGAAAAUUGUCCUGUAUAUUGUUCGUGGUGCAAAGAUUGUCAAAAGCACCAAAGUGGAACUUGAAGCAAAGGUACAUUUUUGA
This is a messenger RNA of Gongylonema pulchrum, 420 nucleotides long. The record is from the annotation of a GenBank genome assembly. Lineage: Eukaryota; Metazoa; Nematoda; Chromadorea; Rhabditida; Gongylonematidae.